Messenger RNA from Peronospora matthiolae, 1191 nucleotides. The record is from the annotation of a GenBank genome assembly. Lineage: Eukaryota; Oomycota; Peronosporomycetes; Peronosporales; Peronosporaceae.
AUGCAAGCCACCACCACCACCCAUUUCAAUGGCGAAAACGAAGCGGACUUGGAUCACGUGCCGGAGCUCGAGGCCGCUACGUGCUUGCCGCCGAUCCCCGUGACGAUCCUCACUGGCUUCUUAGGUUCGGGCAAGACGACGCUGCUCCAGUUCAUUUUGUCGGCGGACCACGGGAAGCGCAUUGCCGUAAUCGAGAACGAGUUUGGCGACGAUAUUGGAAUUGAAAAGCUCGUGGCGAAAAAUGGCACCGACGGACGCGUGGUGAUGGACGGAUUUUACGAGUUGAGCAACGGCUGUGUGUGCUGUUCCGUGCGGGACGAUCUGGUGAAUACACUGGAGAAGCUACUGGAGCAACGCGACCGGUUCGACUACAUUCUAGUGGAAACUACGGGCAUGGCCGAUCCAGGCAAAGUGGCGAGUGUCUUUUGGGUGGACGACGAGCUGGAGGGCAGGAUCUUGCUGGACGGGAUCGUGACGCUCGUCGAUGCCCCUCGACUCGAGUUCCACUUGAACCAUGACGAGACGCAGCGGGAAGUGGCGGCGCAAGUGGCGUAUGCCGACCGGAUUUUGCUGAAUAAAGGCGACUUGGUGCAGGAUGGAGCGAAGAGAGAGCGCAUUGAGCGUAGGGUCAAGGAGAUCAAUGGCGUUGCGUGUGUGCGAUGGACGGAGAGGUCGAGAGUGGACUUGGACGAGGUGUUGAAUAUCAGGAGCUUUACGACGACGAAGUUGGAGCAAGUGGAGAAGGAGCUGCGGACGUUGCUGAAGUAUGGCAAGGGCGAGGACGGGGAUGAGCGGGAGCGACGUGAGGAUAUUGCGUCACACACGGGUGGUAUGCAGACUGUGUGUGUGAGGAUUUCCGAAGGACCGUUGGAUCAAGAUAAAUUGGAGAGGUGGCUCGGUGAAUUGCUUUGGCAACAGGACACUUCGAGUGAAGCGGUAGGCUCGGCUAUGGCUAGGCGUCAACAGCUAUUUCGUGUGAAGGGGGUACUUGCAGUUGCAGGUGAACCCUACAAGUUCAUCUUGCAGGCUGUGCACGAGUUGUUUGAGGUGUACGCAUCUGAAGAACGCUGGGGUGAAGGUGCACUCGAUGGCACGGAGGAACGACUGUCGCAGGUGGUCUUUAUCGGCUUGAACCUCACCAAGAGCGAGCUCCUGACAGGCUUGCAGGCAUGCAUUGUGAGUGACAAGUAG